Molecule: messenger RNA, 256 nt
Organism: Paramecium pentaurelia
Lineage: Eukaryota; Ciliophora; Oligohymenophorea; Peniculida; Parameciidae
Source: the annotation of a GenBank genome assembly
AUGUUUUUGAGAAUAGCAUCCAAUUUUAUAAGACAACCUAUAAUGAUGAAACAAAUUACAAAAUAAUUGACAUUUCUCCCUAUGACAACAAUAUUCAAUAAUCAUAAAUUAUUGAUCUAUAAUUUAUCAUAAUUGAGAACAGAAUUAUUACAAAUCGAAGAGUAAAAUGAUGAUGAUGACUUAUUGUAAAAACUGUCUUUGUAUAGAGUAGAUAGAAAGAGGUCCCCGUUCUCAGGAAAAACUCAAAUUAAUUGAA